AUGUAUAUUACAGACAUCGAUCGAUACGAGAGGUCAUUUCUUCAAUUAGUGUCGAGCAGAUAUAUUGCAGCCGUAUUAGCUGAACAUACCCGAUCUAAAAUGGAUCGUUACCUGGCAGCUACCGAAAAGGAAACUGAAAAAUAUACCAUCAUGACAUCGAAAGAUUUACAAAAUAUCAAGAAUUCAGUCAAAUCACAAAUGGCAGCUGAAGAGGAGACCAAAGAAGUGAUUGGUAUGAAACGAAAAGCCGUCGACCCUUUGGAAUAUCAGCUUGAAAUUGACGAACGCAUCUUCUUUGCUGUCAACUUUGACAAGUUUAACAUGUUAUUCAGAAAUGAGUCUGUCGUGGACUUUGCUACAGAACGUAUCAAUCGUACAGCAGGCGAAAUCGUCAAGGCUUUCUUUGAAUAUGGCAAGGAUAAAAUGUUUUCUUUGAAAGAAAACGAUUCACCUUCAGCAACCCCUAUACACAUCGCCAACAUGGUCGCUGAUACAGAUAUUGCUUCAAGAAACGAUAUAAGUCUUCCAAAAGACCCCAUAGAGCCAAAUAAGAAGCCCAGCCUACAAGAGAUUGUCCGUGGAUAUAUCACUUUGUUGAGAACCGAUGCAGCAGGUUUUAUCAAAUUGAAAGACGAAAGAGGCGCUAAUCAGUAUGCCGUCAACUUUGAAAAACUACGUAAUACAAUGAAGCGUAGGAUGUUGGAAGGCCUUAUUAAGGAGCGUUAUGGUAUUGCCACAUGUCGUAUUUUGCGCAUCUUGAUUGAACGUGGCAAACUCGAUGAAACUCAAGUGACGAAACUCGCCAUGUUAAAGGCGAACGAUGCCAGAGAAAAGCUAGCUUUACUCAAGACCAAAGGCUAUGUCGAGAUUCAAGAAGUUCCUCGUUCAGCAGAUCGUGCUCCCAGCCGUUGUUUCCAUCUUUGGUAUGUGCCGUUGGAAAAGUGCUACGAAGAGUUGUUGGUCGAUUGCUACAAGACAGUGUGUAAUUUACAACAACGAAAGACGCAUGAGUUGAAAAUUCGCAAAACAUUCAUUGAAAAGAUCAACAGAAAGGAUGUUGUAGAGAACCCGGAAUUGUUGAGUGAAGAAGAGCAGAAAGAAAUUGCCAACAUAGACAAGAUCUUGGAACGUAUAGAAGUUUCAAAGUCAAGAGUUGAUUCCGUCAUAAUGAUUUUAAGAGACUUUUAA
Molecule: messenger RNA, 1188 nt
Organism: Mycotypha africana
Lineage: Eukaryota; Fungi; Mucoromycota; Mucoromycetes; Mucorales; Mycotyphaceae
Product: RNA polymerase III subunit RPC82-domain-containing protein
Exons: 3
Coding region: 1-1188 (395 amino acids)
Biological process (GO): DNA-templated transcription
Cellular component (GO): RNA polymerase III complex
Molecular function (GO): single-stranded DNA binding
Source: RefSeq, a predicted model, not a curated record